GUUAUGCUAGUAGUACUGUUUGGAACGUUCGCCGUGCCGCGUGUAUGUUGUAAGUGUUCCGUUAAACGUACGCCUCGUGUACAUAAUCGAGUGCGCCAUGUGGUCAAAAGCUUGGCUUGUCAUGUGUAUUACAGCCGUAUAUGCAGUGGGAAAUUUAAAAGUUGGUGACGAAACAAGAACGCAUCAGGCUGUUAUUCAAAGUUCAAUAACCCAAGAUAGUGAAAACCAAGAAAGUACGAAACAAAAUGUUCCUAUUCCAUUAAGUACCAAUGAAAGAAAUUCGAAAGUUACUAAAAGCAAAGGAACCGAGGUGGAUGAUGACCUUUUAGAGUUUUUGGUUCGUAUAGCAGAUAAUCCAGAAGAAUGGAAUAGAAUUCGCCGUGUUUUAAGUUUGCUGGGACAAGAUGAAUCAAGUUCUAUGGCUACAAUGACAAAGAGUAGCUAUAACUCGCCACAAAUAACACAUACUAUUCUGCCAUCAUUGUCAUCAUCAUCACACAGUCAGUUACCAAGUCAAUCCAAGUCGCCAAAAACUUCUUCGUGGCCAUCUAGUACUUGGAUUUUGGAAGCGAUGAAAAAAAUGAAAAAAGCCAAUGAAAUUGAUGUCUAUGACUACAACGACGACAACAAUGAUGAUGAAAACGAUACUGAUGAAGAUGAAGGAUUCAUGACCACCACUAUAUAUCCUACGAGGAAGCGAUAUAAAACUCAAACAGGACAUAUGUCCAGGUAUCAAUUUAAACGCGUUAACGGGUAUGCGGACAAUGACCGUAUAAAUGGUACUUAUGUAGCUGUUUUUUCCAUGUCAAAUGACGAUCUCAACAAUAAUCACAUAGCUAAAGCUCAAAAUAAACCACUUACAAGCAAAGAACACCAACUGGUAAGACAGAAGAAACCAAAACCGGAUGAGUAAAAUAAAUUUAUAUUUUAAAAGGUCAUUUCAUUGUUACUAUCAUCAAACCAGAAGAAAACAUUUUAUAACGCGAUUGAUCAAAUAUUUUUAAAUAUAACGCAUUUUUAUUAAAUUAUUUAUGUUAUAAUAUUUUAAAAUUAUUAAGUAUUAUAGAACCAAAUUGAUCAAUAUAAGUUAUCAUGUACGUUAUUUUGACUAAGGUAUAUGGUUGUCAAACUUUGUGGCUAUUUUCUAGAAGAUAAUGUGUUAAUUUUAUGAUUUUUUAUCAUGAUAUUAAAUUUUAAAAUUUGUGGGUAAAUAAUAAGGUUCAUGAGUUUAAUAUUAUUAAACAUAAAUCAAUUUUUUGGUUGUUCAUAUCAAAAGACUUAAAUUCAUUAACUUUUAUGAGUUUCGCAAACUUUUUUCUUUCAAAAAUAUCAAUAAAAUUGAAAAUAAGCUUUGAAAAAAGCCACAUAAUUUAAUUCGGUAUCUAUAAUUACUACUUUUUAGGUAUGAUUGUUAUAUUAUUACAUCA
Molecule: messenger RNA, 1427 nt
Organism: Daktulosphaira vitifoliae (grape phylloxera)
Lineage: Eukaryota; Metazoa; Arthropoda; Insecta; Hemiptera; Phylloxeridae
Exons: 8
Coding region: 98-913 (271 amino acids)
Source: RefSeq, a predicted model, not a curated record